Messenger RNA from Grosmannia clavigera kw1407, 1608 nucleotides. RefSeq names its product membrane transporter. The record is from RefSeq and is a predicted model, not a curated record. The transcript is spliced from 3 exons. Gene Ontology annotation, cellular component: membrane. Gene Ontology annotation, molecular function: transmembrane transporter activity. The coding region runs from base 1 to 1608 and encodes 535 amino acids. Gene Ontology annotation, biological process: transmembrane transport. NCBI's taxonomy places the organism in Eukaryota, Fungi, Ascomycota, Sordariomycetes, Ophiostomatales, Ophiostomataceae.
AUGGCAGAACUCGAGGACGGCAAAAGCAGUAAGAAGGCCGCUGAGGCAGACUCGAUGCCAGCCGGAGCACUGGACAGCAGAGACGAUGAUUUAGAUUCUGGCGAGAAUGACAUAGCUAUCAUUCCCAAGGGCACAAUCGACCCGGUGUACGAAGCCAAGGCGCGGGUGCUGAACCGUGCAAUCCAGAACAUCGGCAUGGGAAGGUAUCAGUGGCAGCUGUUCGCGGUGGUGGGCUUUGGCUGGGCGAGCGACAACUUGUGGCCGAUUGUCACGUCGCUGAUUUUUACGGCAAUCAAAAACGAGUUCCACCCGUCGCGGGCACCACUGCUCACGCUCGCGCAGAACAUCGGCCUGCUCGCCGGGGCAGUCUUCUGGGGCUUCGGCUGCGACGCGUUUGGGCGACGAUGGGCGUUCAACGCAACACUGGGCCUGACAGCGGUGUGGGGGAUGAUCGCAGCGUGCUCGCCCAGCUUUGCGGCCAUCGGGGUGUUUGACGCGCUGUGGUCGUUUGGCGUGGGCGGGAACCUGCCGGUGGACUCGGCCAUUUUCCUCGAGUUCUUGCCGGCCUCACACCAGUACCUGCUGCCGGUGCUGUCGGUGGACUGGGCACUGGCCCAAGUGGUGGCGACUCUGAUUGCGUGGCCGCUGCUGGGCAACCUGACGUGCCAGGAGAACGAGACGGUGUGCCGACGCAGCGACAACAUGGGCUGGCGGUACUUUGUGAUCACGAUGGGUGGUUUGACGCUGGUCAUGUUCCUGGUGCGCUUUCUGUUGUUCUCGAUCCACGAAUCGCCCAAAUACCUGAUGGGCCGCGGGCUGGACGAGGAGGCGGUGCGGAUUGUGCAUGAGGUGGCACGGCGUAACGGCACGACGACGGGCCUAACACUGGAGCAUCUGCAGGCGUGCGAGCCGGAAGGAUACGUGCGACCGACGGACUCGUCAGCAGCAGCGCUGGCAUUGGCGGCACUGCGGCGCAAGAUGGCCGACAUGGAUCUGGGCCGAGUACGGGCGCUGUUUGCAACGCGGCAGCUGGGGCUCUCGACGGGUCUCAUCAUGGCUGUAUGGGCGCUGAUCGGGCUGGCAUACCCGCCGUACAACGCCUUCCUGCCGUACAUCCAGGCGACGCGGGGUGCCGACUUUGGUGACGGGUCGACGUACCUAACAUACCGCAACUCGCUCGUGGUAGCUGUGAUGGGCGUUCCCGGGGCGCUGCUGGGUGCCUGGCUGGUCGAGCUGCCGCGUUUUGGCCGCAAGGGCACGCUGGCCCUGUCGACGGUCGUCACCGGCGUGUUCCUGUACGGAUCGACGACGGCCCUGACAUCGAACGCGCUGUUAGGCUGGAACUGCGCCUUCAGCCUGGCCAGCAGCACCAUGUACGCCGUGCUGUACAGCUUCACACCCGAGCUCUUUCCUACGCCACAGCGCGGGACCGGAAACGCGCUGGCGGCGACGUGCAACCGUGUGUUUGGCAUCAUGGCGCCCAUCAUCGCCAUGUUUGCCAACCUGCAGACAUCGGCACCAGUCUACACGAGCGGGGCUCUCUUCAUUGCUGCCGGUCUGCUUGUACUGGUGAUGCCGUUCGAGUCGCGGGGCAAGUCGGCACUGUAA